UUUAUUUAUGGAAUCUAACAUAGUUGUAUACGAUCUCACUGUUUCUAAGAUUUGGUGUACUAUGUGUGCAAACAAAAUUAAGUCAAGUUUCGAAGGACAACCAGGUAAGAAUUAUAAUAAGUCUUAGGAAUCCAAUAUGUAUAAGUAAAUGUGAUGGCAGAAAGAGUGAUUAUUUCAUUUGAUUAAAACAUAAUGUAAAUAUAGAUAAUUUAAAUAUGUAGCACAAUGAAUUAAAUAAAAGAAAUAUUUGAGAAGAAUAAUUUCUUUAUAGUUGGUCAGCCAAGAUUAAUUUAGAAUGAUUGUGAUUAACAAAGAACAUGUUAAUUCUUUUUUCCAAAUAGUGAAUAUGAUCUUGAGGAGCUAGUUGAUAUUCGAAAUAAUCUUAGUAAAGAAUAUUAAGGAGGAUUAGUAGGGAUACAGGAACAAUAAUUUAAAUACAGAAAAUAGGUAUAUUUAAGAUUACAAAUUAAUUAUAGUGUGGAUAAUUAAUAUCAAUUAAUUAUUAACCACUUUCAAUAUCAGGACAUUAGUUAAAACAAUAUAUUGAGUCAUUUGUGAAAGAUAAGAUAGUAAAGAAUGAUGAGAAAGAGAAUUUAGAUGCAGAUUUGAGUCUUAUAAUUUAUAAUUAAUUAUUGGAAAAAUUUAGAAAAAAAGAAAGACAUAUAGAGAGUGUGACAUAAAAUAAAUUAAUUUUGGCAAUAGUGGUAAGUGGUUUAUUUUUAUUAUUAUGUUCAAUAAUGCCUCAAUUUGAAUUUUAUAAUCCUGUUUUGACAUAUCCAAACGAGAAUUCAAUUUUUAGCAUAUAUUUAAUAUUGAUAUUCAUAAUGACAACAUUGACAUUAUUAAAAUUUGGUACAUAAACAUAUAAGAAUGCAUAUUAAUUAUUUAUAAAAUACAAGUAUUAAAUGUAAUAAAAAUUAGGAUGUUUAAUAUGGAUACCUUAUUAACAUUAGGUUCAUUAGCAGCAUAUAUAAUGAGUAUUUUCAUGUUAAUAGUGUAUACAAUAGAGAGUGAAUAAGGCUAAGGAGAUAAGUAUGAUUAAUUAGAGAGAGUGAUGAAUGUAAUACAUGAUUUGGAAUCAGCUGGAUUGAUAUUAACAGUGAUAACAAUAGGAAAAUAUUUUGAAGGAAAAGCAAAGUAGACAAUAAUGGAUAUGUAGAAUUAAAUAUUUCCAUAAGAAUAAUUAUUAAAGACUCCCAUAGUAAAAAGAGUAUAAGUGAAGAAUUAGGAUUACGAUAUAGAUACAUAACAUGAAUGUGAAGUGUCAUUAUUAGAAAAAGGAGAUUUAAUAAUUUUAUAGAAGAAUAUGAAAUUAUUAGUAGAUGGAGUGAUAGUAAAAGGUUCAGUGACAGUAGUAGAUUCAAUAUGUUAUGGUUGGGAUGAUAAAUUUGAAGCUUCAAUAGGAAUGAGAUUGAAAUCAGGUGCUGAUAUAUUAGAUGGAUCUUGUAUAUUUUAAGUGGAAUAGGUGAUAGAGGGUUCAAUGUUAUUUUAAAUAGCAGAAUAAUUAAAUUUAGCAUAAUCUGAAAGAGAAGAUAAAACAUUUGGAAUUUCAGCAAUGUUGUAAUCAUUAUCAUAGAAAUUCGUUUUAGGAGUUAUUUGUGUAUCUCUUUUAGUUUUAUUUAUUUGGAUUUUAUUAAUAGCUUUUAAUUUAGUCCAAAUAGAUGAAUAUUGUGUAUGGUGUUUUCCAUUUGAAAGAGCAAUAUCUAUACUUGUGGCAUCUUGUCCUUGUGCUUUAGGAUUAGCUGUACCAUCUGUUGUUAUUAUUACUCUUAAUUUAGCUUUGAAAUGUGGUAUCUUAGUUAAAAAAGUAAUAUAUUAUUAUUUAUUUAUAAGAAUACUAUAUUUGAGUAAAUUAGUAAAGUAAAAUGUGUUAUUUUUGAUAAAACUGGAACUUUAUUUACUAAAGUUGAUCAUAUUGAUUCAUUCACUUUAUUAUCGAAAAAUCAAACAGAAGUUUGUGCUAAAAAUUAAGAUAAAACUAUUAUGAAAGUUAAAUAAUUUUAAAGAUCUUUAGUAAUGUCAGAUCCUAUUGAAACUAAAAGAGAAUAAUAAUAUUGUGAAGGAACUUUGUAAUCAAAAUUAAAAUACAAUUAAACUUUAUCUGUCUAAGAUCUUUGGGCUAUUAUUAGUAUCUUAGAAAAAGAAUUUACUCAUCCUAUUGCAACAUUAUUAUUUAAAGAAUCUAUAUCUAGAUAAAUUGGAAGAUAAAGUACUUUUGUAUUAACUGAUUAACCAAAAUUAGAAAAAAAUGGAAUAAUUGGAAAUGUUACAAGAACUACUGAUAAAACAUAAUUUAAAUGUUUAAUUGGAAAUUUAAAACAUUUAGAAAAUAAUAAUGCAAUUUUAGAAGAUUAUUUAUUAAAUAAAUGUAGAUUUUUAGAAGGAAGAGGAAAAACAGUUAUAAUAAUGGCAAUUGAUAAUGUACCAGAAGUAGUUGUUUGUUUAGAUAAUAAAACUAAUCUAAGACCAGAAGCUAAAUCUGUUAUUUAAUAUUUAAGAUAAAAGUUAAAGAAAUAAGUUUAUAUAUUAUCUGGAGAUUCCAAAAAAACAGUAGCUUCAGUUGGUAAAUAUUUAGGAAUUCCUUCUAUAAAUUAAUUUGCAGAAAUUGAUGCAGAAGGAAAAUAAAAAAUUCUUAAAGAACUUAAAGAAAAUAAUUAAGAAGUCAUGAUGAUUGGAGAUGGUUUAAAUGAUAUUCUAUCUUUAUAAUAAGCAUGUGUAGGUGUAGCGAUUAAUGCAAAAUCUGAAUUAAAUUUAAUGGCUUCUGAUGUAAUAUUAUUAAAUGAAAAUUUAUGGAAAGUGGCAUCAUUAUUUAAUUUAAUGAAUAUUGCUCUUAAAGUUGUUUAUAUCAAUCUGUUAUGGGCAUUCGCUUAUAAUAUAUUUAUGGCUCGUAAUUUAUUAUUAUGAUAUUCUUUUAGCUAUUGCAGCAGGAGUCUUUUAUGGAUAAGGUUUCACUAUAUCUCCUAUGAUAUCAUCAACUGCUAUGUCCCUCUCUUCCAUAAUUGUAGUCCUUAUUAGUAAUUGCAUGAGAUUCAUUAAGUUUGAUCCAUCCUAAUAAUAUAAUCUAAGAAAAGUCGUCGAUGAUUAAAUUAGUCAAUAAUCAUAAUGUUCCUAUGAUUCUUAUGUAGAAGUCAACAGUUCAAGCUCGACUAAUAGAAAAACAAAUGCUGAAAAAAUCAUUACAAGCUGA
Messenger RNA from Paramecium sonneborni, 3187 nucleotides. NCBI's taxonomy places the organism in Eukaryota, Ciliophora, Oligohymenophorea, Peniculida, Parameciidae. The record is from the annotation of a GenBank genome assembly.